Molecule: messenger RNA, 6221 nt
Organism: Phymastichus coffea
Lineage: Eukaryota; Metazoa; Arthropoda; Insecta; Hymenoptera; Eulophidae
Product: B-box type zinc finger protein ncl-1-like
Exons: 9
Coding region: 2334-5150 (938 amino acids)
Biological process (GO): positive regulation of DNA-templated transcription
Cellular component (GO): chromatin; nucleoplasm
Molecular function (GO): ubiquitin-protein transferase activity; zinc ion binding; protein binding
Source: RefSeq, a predicted model, not a curated record
UUGAUAUUUCUUCUAAAUAUUUUUCAACACCAAUACUUGAAAUGUCCUAUAACAAAGAAAUGUGACAAUCAAAUUGUUUUUAACGACGAAAGUAAAUGUAUAAUUAAUAUUAAUCAGUUGAACCUCGAUUUCAAUAGGUAAAAAUUAGAACGCAAUAUAUGUUAGUUACAUACAUCUUAUACUACGUAUGUACAUAUGUAUACUAGUCUAGUGAUUAUUGUACAUAUACAUGCAAUACGCAAUAUCGUAAAUCCAUUUUAAUAAUAUACAUAUUUGUAAUCUAGCAUACCAGCAGUCGAUAACUUUUUUUAUGACAAACAUAUCGUUGAUUAAACGUACAUAAUAGUAAUUGCAUUUGAAACGAGUUACAAAAUUAAAAAUAAAAUGGAUAAGAUCGUUCUUCAGAUAUUGACGAAUUUGUUUGUACAUUUACAGUCACGUGAUCAAGUAGAAACGAUGGCUAUAGGAAGUCAACUAUUGAAAGGUCAGGCUCAGGGCUAUUGUAGAACUUAUAUUUAUGAGAAACUGUGUUAAUUAUUUUAUAAAAGACGAAAAAAGGUGUUUUCAAAUAUCGAGUGUAAACUCGACAUUAGAUUAAGAAAAAAAGUCCCAUAGCAUAUAAAAGCAUUGAAGUGUUGAUCUUGGAAGGGGAAGCGGGGACAAGAAAAGAGUUUGGUUUAUUGGUGAUUGCCUAUAGUGCCUGGUGGACUCGCUCGCUCUUGCGGAUGCGCGGGUCGAAGCUUGCGCGACAUAGUAUGUAUAGAUGUAUGUAUGUUUGUAUGUAUAUAUGUAUGUAUGUAUGUAUGUAUGUAUGUAUGUAUAUAUGCGAAUAUAUAUGUGUAUAUGUACAUUGUAUAUACAUAUUGUAGCACAGUCCACCAAUCGAAUUCAGCGAGGGGCUGGGAGCUGAGCUGAGAUCUGAGAGCGAAACGAGCAAAGGUGUAUUAGUAGUGCCGUGCUGACGGUGUCUGGUGCUGGUGCUGGUCUCUUUCUGUGAGCUCAGGCAGAAUUCUCUCUGCCAGUCCAACGUCACAAUUUCUCCAGUCAGCUCUCGCUUACAGCCUUGUACUGUACAACUUGACACCAACGGCGGACCUUUUGUUGCCAGCUCGUUGCUGUGCCUGCUGCAGUACAACAAUAAGUAACUACUGUUUAAGUGCCGAUCGACAAUCUCCUUUCAAUCUCGAUGCUCGCUUGCGCGCAUGCGAGUUUGUAGACUCAAAAACUGUGAUUGCCUCUUCGUAACAACACGACGUGAUAUGAAGAAGCUCAUUUAGUUCACCCCCAGAGAGAGACAGAAGAAUUAUACGCGUUCUCGCGCGUAGCGCACACCGGACUUCCUAUUUUUUCCGCGUGGACAAGCCAGGAGCGCGCAAAGAACAACACGAGACUCUGCUCUUUCCAAGAAUCUAAGACUUGAGGCUCUAUAAAAAAGCUAGUAAGAGAAACUGCACUGUGUGCAAGUGUGCGUGUUCCUCGCGUGUGCAAUGUGCAGGCAUUUCAACAACGCGCAAUCAUUUUACUGCUAUAACGACGACCAGUGCCGCCGCCUCCUCGCAAGUUCUAUCGCUGAAAGUUAUCAAAUUUACCUCCUGCCGCUUUUGUUCGUCGUCGUCGUCGAUGUGGAGAACAAACAUGGCAGGUGGUAAUUUAUGGGGCGUCAUAUGCACUACAUAAUCGUCAGCGAGUGCCGAUAGUGACUUUGUAAGGCAGAAUUUCAAAAAGGAGAGAAAAAAAACAGUAAAACGACUGAAAAACUCUUUUGUUUCUGUUCCGAGAGCUGAAUCGCAUCGAGUUGUGAGCGGCGACGUUCAUUUGUUACUUUUCGUCGUCGUGGUCAUUCGCUGCGUCUUUAUAAUCGCCAUAACGAUAUUGCUAGUCUAUUUUCCUAAACCGGCUACCUUCUGCACUCAUUAUUUUUUGUUAUUUUCGUUAAUAUAGACGAGUUCUCGUUCUCUUUUUCUCGUCUACAUAACACGCUUACGCGCGCGCGUGCGCGCACUUAUCUACGCAAAAAGUACAUAGAUACUUCGCACGCACACGUCACGUAUAUCUAUAUACAUAUACAUAUACAUAUACAUAUAACUAAGUACACCAUCGUACGCUGCGCAAGACUAUUCUAAUUGCUGUGUGACUUUCAACCUUUUUACCACAAAUUUUCAGUACUUGAAUAGCCAAGUAUUACUAUGAAGUAUUCAACAACCCUCAUUGGUCACAAAUAGAAAUUAUUUGACUCUGAACGUUUCAAUCUCAGUCAUUAAAGGUCCUACAGAUAUUCAGCAUUCAGGUAUUGCUUGUACAACUUUAGAUAUUUGACAACUUUGCAAGUGAAAAUGGCUUCAACAACUCUAGCAGUCCCCAACGGGACUAAUUCGGUUUCAUCUGUUACUUCAAAUAGUGAAUCAGUUAAGAGUGAUGAAAUUGAUGGAUCUGAAAGCUUUGGAGAAAAAAGUGCAAGUUUUAGUUCUAGAAAUCAAGUUGAUUCUUUAGAGGAGAUGAAUUACAGUGGUGAUUCUUCAGAUCAGAAUCAUUGUGGUAUUUGCUCAAAUAAAUUGAACUCACCUCGUGUUCUCUUUUGCCUCCAUGUUUUCUGUGAAGCAUGUCUUGAUAAGCUUUCUAGCAAAGAUGGAGAUUUCAAGGCAGAUACCACUAUUACCUGUCCAAUGUGUCAACAAGAGACUCAAAUCAGUGCAAAAGGAGCUGCUUCCUUACCUUGUGAUUAUGUACUCACCAAUAUUUUGGAUAUGUCUGCAAUCAAAAACACCUCUGUAUUAUGUACAUCUUGUAAAGCAAUGGAAAAUGCUGUUGCUCGUUGCUCUGACUGUGCCAAUUUCUUAUGUCCUAACUGUAACACAGCUCAUCAGUUUAUGCGAUGUUUUGAAAACCACAAGGUUGUUGCUUUUGAUGACCUCAAAAAAUCUGAUGAAACUAUACCCAUACACAAGCCAAUCUUUUGUGAAGUUCAUCCCACAGAGAAUAUUAAGUUCUAUUGCCAUACAUGUCAGGUACCAACUUGCAACGAGUGUUUACUUGUAGAGCACAAAGCACCAGAGCAUCAAUAUGAAAGAAUAAAAGAAGCAGAACCACGCCAAAAAGAAGAAUUAAUUAAUUUGGUAAAUGAAAGUAAAGUUAGAAUAGGGGAUUGUGAUCAAAUUUCUUCACAACUUGGGAAUGCGCUUAGUGAGCUUCAAGCUCAACGUGACCAAGCCAAAGAUUUAAUUUUAGAAACUUUUCAAAGUUAUAAAGCUAUUCUUGAAAAAUUUCGUGAUAACGCUCUUGACAGUUUAGAAAAAGUCCACUCUGAGAGAGAACUGGAAAUCAUGGAUUCCUUUCACAGUGUGGAAAAAACUGUUGAAAAAAUUGAAUGUGCAUGUCAAUUCACAAAUCGUCUUCUUGAGCAUGGCGAUGCUAUAGAAAUAUCAUCUCUUCGUCGAGUAGUAAUCAAUCAAUUAACAGAGUUGUUAAAAAAUAUGCCAAAGCCCAACAUAACUUGUGCGAUAGAGUUUCAAACAGACUACAAUACCUUUGAAAGAGCUAUAAAGGAAACUUUUGGUAAAGUGUGUGCUGAGAAUGUCUCAACAGUUAAAUCUUCAAAUGAUGUAGCAAACAAUUGUUCACAAAGACUUCCUUCUCAGCAGAACAGUCAUACAUCUGCUGGUUGUCCUAGUUCAAUGAGUGCAAGUUCUCCCAUUUCACUUCCAGCAUCAAUGCAGUCUUCAUUUGAAGGUGAAACCUCUUUUGUCAUCCCUCCAGCAUCCAGUCCUAACAUUCCUGUUCCUCCACCUAUUCCCGUUUCCAUACCUCCAGGUUCUAUGCAUGGUCUUACAAGUAUUCAAGAGUAUAACCUUCAGCAACUGGCUAGUCUCGCUGAAAAAGUUGAAAUCACAAACGAUACAGGAGUUGUAGGUCCAAGUUCAAAUCCAAGCCCGACUCCGUCCUUCACGUUGGCUGAUCUUUUUACUGGUGAUCUCAGCUCAAAUAGUCAUGCUAUUAACAAUCUUCAAGCUCUUGCCAAACUUGGAAAUACAUUAGGCCCUCAAGAUUUGAAUCCUCCAACAAUAAAUGGCAGCAAUCUUGUCUUAGGUCGUGGAUCUUCACCAGUUAUAGUCGAUACGCCAAAUCUAGCGACCCUAGCUAGUAGUACACUUUUAAAUAACGGUUUUCACUCUCUUUCUUCCUCUACUUCUCCUAUAAUGUCACAAAGACCUGAUGACAUCAGUGGAGAUUCUUUGCAUAAUGUGCCUGUAGUCAUGGGCAGCACUGGAAAUUUAGCUAAUUCAAGUAAUUUUAGUAAUCAUUCACGAUCAAGUAACCCUAAACUGACGGCAAUGCAAAUUCGCUGCAAAUUUGGUCAACUAGGACCCAGUAAAGGUCAAUUCAACUCUCCCCAUGGCUUUUGCUUGGGUACAGAUGAAGACAUCAUAGUGGCUGAUACAAACAAUCAUCGUAUCCAGGUUUUUGAAAAAAUUGGAAUUUUUAAAUUUCAAUUUGGAAUUCCUGGUAAAGAGGAAGGGCAACUGUGGUAUCCACGGAAAGUUGCUGUUAUGCGAAACAGCGGAAAAUUUGUUGUAUGUGACAGGGGUAACGAGCGAUCAAGAAUGCAAAUUUUUACAAAAAAUGGACAUUUCAUUAAAAAAAUUGCUAUUCGCUACAUUGACAUUGUAGCUGGUUUAGCUGUUACUGGUCAUGGACAUAUUGUUGCUGUUGAUAGUGUAUCUCCAACAGUAUUCGUUAUUAGUGAUACAGGAGACCUUCUAAGAUGGUUUGAUUGCAGUGAUUAUAUGAGAGAACCUAGUGACAUUGCUAUUAGUGGAAAGGAAUACUUUGUAUGCGACUUCAAAGGCCACUGUGUGGUUGUAUUCAAUGAAGAUGGUCAAUUCUUGCGUCGCAUUGGCUGUGAAAAUGUAACUAAUUUCCCUAAUGGGAUUGAUAUUAGCGAUGCGGGAGAUGUCCUUAUUGGAGAUUCACACGGCAAUCGAUUCCAUGUUGCAGUUUUUUCUAGAGAUGGCUCUUUGAUUUCAGAAUUUGAAUGUCCAUAUGUUAAGGUGUCGCGUUGUUGCGGACUUAAAAUCACUUCAGAAGGAUAUAUUGUGACGCUUGCAAAAAAUAAUCAUCACGUUCUUGUGCUGAAUACACUGUAUAUAGUUUGAGGUGAGAACAAAUGUAGCUCUAUCUCUACUAUUCCACAAAAUGAAGAACCUUAUCUAGAGUACGUUAUUUUCAACAAACGGAAAUGCCAGAAUAAUUUCGUAAUUAACAUUCAGGCCUAUUGGAGCAAUAGUAAGAAUCAAUUUAGCAUUCAACUUAUUAGAUUAGACAUGUACUUUGAAUAUUUUUGAUUUAUGAGAAUAACACGUGGAAAACCAGUACAGUGAAUGAAUGGAUAUCUGACCAUUUAUGCUAGUUUAAGAAAAAAAAAAAAAAAAAAAAAAAAGGGCGCAGCUUUCAUUUGGCUUACUGCCAUUUUAUCAACUUUUUAGAAAAAUAAUUUUGGAUAAAAAUACUGUUUACGCUGUGGAGCUGCUCAUCUUAUUCUGCAAGAAAUGUUGAGCUCAAGCUCUUUGGGCAGUUUUUUAUGCAUUACAUUCAACGCGUCAGUAUUUUAAGAGUGUUCGUAAAUCAAAUUUUAUCUAGUCUUGGACCAGCAGCUUUGCUUUCACAUUGACUCUUUAUCUCGAGUAAGGUUUGUUAAUGCUGCCAUUGUAAUAUCCAAAGUAUAUUUAUAAAGAAAUUAAGGAUAGAAUAUAAAACUAUGAAUAGUGACAAAAAAAACUAAAAAAAAAACCAUUGUUAUAACAAAUGUUUUAACUAAUGAAUAUGAAUGAGUAUGUUCCUUUUUUUCUCUUGGCGUGUUUUACUCUACAUUUAUAUUUCCAUAAUAGAUAAGGUAAUGUAAAGUUAUUAGACAAAAAACAACUUUAUAACUUGUUAUAAAUCAAACAUUUAUUUACAAAGAGAUAAAUAUGAAAAAAUCAAUAGUACGUAUGAGUGUAAAAAUAUUUAUUUAAGAAACAUGACUUAACUGAUUUCCAUUCAUGUGUAUCGUUUUAUUUUGCGAGACACAUAAUGGUUGCGAUAUUUACUCAGAAUGCUUUAUUAUAGUUUAUCACUUAAUAAAAUAUACGUGAAUUUACGGAUGUAUAUACACGUAAAAUAUGUAUACAUAUACUAGAAAUAUUUAAAAAAGUUGAAUCUUGAACUCAUAGUGUAUGUAUACAUAU